Messenger RNA from Rana temporaria (common frog), 5286 nucleotides. RefSeq names its product serine/arginine repetitive matrix protein 2-like. The coding region runs from base 1 to 3627 and encodes 1208 amino acids. The record is from RefSeq and is a predicted model, not a curated record. NCBI's taxonomy places the organism in Eukaryota, Metazoa, Chordata, Amphibia, Anura, Ranidae. The transcript is spliced from 2 exons.
AUGGGGUGCUGGUCCUGGGAGGAGAAUAAAGUGCGAGAACUGGAAGAACAGCGGCGCCUGCAGUGGGAAAGGAAGCGCUUGCAGAAGAGGCACUCGAUGGCCACUUGUGGUUCUCUGGAGGCUCACCGGGCCGUGGAUGACCUUGAACUGACCUUGGAAAGGAACCUUCAGAACCUCCGCCGCACCCCCAGCGGACGCCUGUGCCGGAUGCGCUCUUUGGGGUCGCACAAUCCCUUCGCACCUCAAAGAGAGCGAAUCCGAGGAAACGACGACCAGAAGAACGCCCAACAGAUGAGGGAAACGUCUGAGCGCGUUCUACGCCAACAGAUGAGGGAAACGUCUGAGCGCGUUCUACGCCAACAGAUGAGGGAAACGUCUGAGCGAGUUCUACGCCAACAGAUGGAAUAUAAAAGGACUCUGAGCCCCGAUCCCAAGGCCAACUUUUAUCCCGGAUCUAAGAUCCCCGAGAACUCGAAUUUCCAGACCAAAGCGGAUAUAAAAGGUUCACCGUCUGAGGACAGAGCCGAGAUUUCUCCGCCAUCGCUUGAGAUAGAAGAACUUGAACCUUGUGUAGGAACUCAACCUGUCCUUGGAGCGAACCAUCCGAAGCCUCAACAUGUGAGCCGCCUGGGAGAUCCGGAUUCACUUCCUGACAACUCCUCGCCGGCACGCUGCGUCACCAAGGCUGAAAUAUUGGAACCGUCUGGGUUGUCAUGGCAACCAUUGAAUUAUGAGGGACCGGACAUUUUGGGACCGUCUUUGGAGACAGCCAAGCCCAGACAAACAUUUGACGCGACUCCGAAGUGGAGAAAACCUUUGGAUGGGGCAGAGAUUAGCAGACAGUCACAUCUUCCAUGUGGCCACCAAUCACAAACUCAUCCCAACAUCGAAACGCAUAGCCAAGGGUCACACAUGUCCGGAUCAAUAAUCCCAGGGCAAGGACUGGUUACACCGUGUGAGACGAUCCCAGAGAUCACCAAUGACGGGAUUGAAGUCACAAAAUAUUCCAUAGAAAGAAAUGGUCAAGGAACUCGGAGAAACCAAACACAGCCUAAGAUUCCUGGAUUCCCACCCGGAUUCGAGACCUUGAAGCCAAUACUGACGCAUUCCGAUUCCCAGAAUUUCAUCCAAUUCUCUAUGAAAUCUUCUUCUCCCGAGUCCGGCAAAAAAUCAACAAUGAAGUCCAACGCUCCGCAAGGAAUAAGUAUGUGGAAUAAUCCGAGAGAUCGUCGGAAUUCUCCGAUCUCCAAAAACCAACCAGACAAGAAAGUCGCUGAACCCGAAACGCCGAAUCCGUCUGAUGGAGACUUCCUGGAUUUAGAAUCUUCGUCUCUUUCUACACCGGAAACUUCCCGGCUUUCAGAGCUUGAGAUCGGACCUGAGAUUCGUGAACGAUCAUUGAACCCGAUCAGAACUAAGAAUAAUGACCUGGAGGCUUCUAUAACUUCUGUGCCGUCUCCACCGUCUUCUAUACCUUCUGUGCCGUCUCCACCGUCAGAGACAUUACCGGGGCUGGUGUCCUCGAGGACCUCCAACCAGCACAAUCCAGAACACGUUCAGCAGACAUUACCGGGGCUGGUGCAGGAAGAACGGCAAAGAUCUUCAGAGUCCUCGAGGACCUCCAACCAGCACAAUCCAGAACACGUUCAGCAGACAUUACCGGGGCUGGUGCAGGAAGAACGGCAAAGAUCUUCAGAGUCCUCGAGGACCUCCAACCACAAUCCAGAACACGUUCAGCAGACAUUACCGGGGCUGGUGCAGGAAGAACGGCAAAGAUCUUCAGAGUCCUCGAGGACCUCCAACCACAAUCCAGAACACGUUCAGCAGACAUUACCGGGGCUGGGGCAGGAAGAACGGCAAAGAUCUUCAGAGUCCUCGAGGACCUCCAACCACAACCUAGAACACGUUCAGCAGACAUUACCGGGGAUGGGGCAGGAAGAACGGCAAAGAUCUUCAGAGUCCUCGAGGACCUCCAACCACAAUCCAGAACACGUUCAGCAGACAUUACCGGGGAUGGGGCAGGAAGAACGGCAAAGAUCUUCAGAGUCCUCGAGGACCUCCAACCACAAUCUAGAACACGUUCAGCAGACAUUACCGGGGAUGGUGCAGGAAGAACGGCAAAGAUCUUCAGAGCCCUCGAGGACCUCCAACCACAAUCCAGAACACGUUCAGCAGACAUUACCGGGGCUGGGGCAGGAAAAACGGCAAAGAUCUUCAGAGUCCCCAAGGACCUCCAACCACAACCUAGAACACGUUCAGCAGACAUUACCGGGGAUGGUGCAGGAAGAACGGCAAAGAUCUUCAGAGUCCUCGAGGACCUCCAACCACAAUCCAGAACACGUUCAGCAGACAUUACCGGGGCUGGGGCAGGAAGAACGGCAAAGAUCUUCAGAGUCCUCGAGGACCUCCAACCACAAUCCAGAACACGUUCAUCAGACAUUACCGGGGAUGGUGCAGGGAGAACGGCAAAGAUCUUCAGAGUCCUCGAGGACCUCCAACCACAAUCCAGAACACGUUCAGCAGCCAAUUUUAUCUACAUUUCCAGAUCAGUCUGAGACUUUACCCCAUACAUUGGUCCACCUUCUCCCCGAGACCCUCAGAGGAGACCGUUCUCCUUCACAGUCUACACUUCAACUUCCCAAACAAUAUACCGUUAAAUCAUUUAAACAAACUCUAGUCAAAUCUUCUCCAAAGAACUCCAGACAUUCGGUAUCUUCAACGUCCGGCCCAUCAUUGGUCCAACCAAGAUCUGACACCUGCAAUCCAACUCCACCUAAAGCUGAGCUCUCCCGAACUUCCCAGCCCAAACCCGGAUGUUAUAUGUCCCGUAUAAAACAAGUGGCCCAUUUGGCCAUCAAGCUGCCAGCCAAAGAUAUGAAUGGCCAGGUGGCACCCCCGCCACACAAUGUUGUAGAACCCACAAAUGACGCAUCACGGGCGCUGCAAUCACAGGACAUGGACUACAAUUACUAUCCGAAGGGCUUCAAGGACGCGCCCGUGCAGCGGGAGGCUCUGAAUCCUUGCUCCAAGUGGAAGAGAGAGCUAAGAAAGGCCUCGGAAAGUGCCGAAUCAAAGGUAGAAAGCGGCAAUGUAGAACUCAAUAAGGACAGUCCUGAGCAGAAGACUGCAGAUCAUCCCAAAACCUCAUCACUGGGAAGAACCGGCAGCGGCACCUCGAAGAAGACCAGAAACGACCUCGGAAUCAGGAGAGUCUUCACAAACAAAGACGUGGGGUCAAUCCAUUCCAUAGUCACCAAACACCCGGCAAACACAGAGACCAGGGACAGCAAAAUACCACAAAAAGUAAGUGCCGGGCCAGCGAAACCCCCCGCUACAAAACCGGUGGGGGGCAACAAAGAGAAAAGAGAGAGCGGGUAUACAAAUCACAGCGACUCCUCAAGAUCGGAACGCAAAAACAGCCUCACGCUGGCGUCCAGACCUCCUGCUGCCUCCUCGGAAAGCCCAGGCCACGGCGCAGACCACGGCAAGGAUCCGGCCUGGCCAUCGAAGAAAACAAACUCCGUGGCCCGAGUGGCCGUACACGUUAUCAAACACUACGAGGUCAACUCCACCCUUACCCGGGGCGCCAGAGGCCCGUAUCUCACAACCCAUCCAGUAUGGAGGUGAGAAUGAGAAGAAGGGAGGCAAGAAGGGAUCUCCGGUGACACCGCCGUGGAAGGAGUGUGGCCGGUUGUAGAGCUCCGGGGCCACGGAGAGAGGGAACCACCCUACGUAAAUAAUGAGCCAAGCUCCAGAAAGGGUCGUUAUGAUGGACUUCAUGUAACAGCUGUAUUCUACCGGUGCGAGGGCUGUAUACUACCGGUGCGAGGGCUGUAUACUACCGGUGCGAGGGCUGUAUACUACCGGUGCGAGGGCUGCGUACUAUCGGUGCGAGGGCUGUAUACUACCGGUGCGAGGGCUGUAUUCUAUCGGUGCGAGGGCUGUAUUCUAUCGGUGCGAGGGCUGUAUACUAUCGGUGCGAGGGCUGUAUACUACCGGUGCGAGGGCUGUAUUCUAUCGGUGCGAGGGCUGUAUUCUAUUGGCGUGAGGGCUGUAUACUAUCGGGCUGUAUACUAUCGGGCUGUAUACUAUCGUUACGAGGGCUGUAUACUAUCGGUGCGAGGGCUGUAUACUAUCGGUGCGAGGGCUGCGUACUAUCGGCGUGAGGGCUGCAUACUAUCGGCGCGAGGGCUGCAUACUAUCGGCGCGAGGGCUGCAUACUAUCGGCGCGAGGGCUGUAUACUAUCGGUGCGAGGGCUGUAUACUACCGGUGCGAGGGCUGUAUACUAUGAGGGCUGUAUUCUAUCGGUGCGAGGGCUGUAUACUAUGAGGGCUGUAUACUAUCGGUGCGAGGGCUGUAUACUAUCGGUGCGAGGGCUGUAUUCUACCGGUGCGAGGGCUGUAUACUAUCGGUGCGAGGGCUGUAUACUAUCGGUGCGAGGGCUGCAUACUAUCGGUGCGAGGGCUGUGUACUAUCGGUGCGAGGGCUGUAUUCUACCGGUGCGAGGGCUGUAUACUAUGAGGGCUGUAUUCUACCGGUGCGAGGGCUGUAUACUAUCGGUGCGAGGGCUGCAUACUACCGGUGCGAGGGCUGUAUACUAUCGGCGCGAGGGCUGUAUACUAUCUGCGCGAGGGCUGUAUACUAUCUGCGCGAGGGCUGUAUUCUAUCGGCGCGAGGGCUGUAUACUAUCGGCGCGAGGGCUGUAUACUAUCGGCGCGAGGGCUGUAUACUAUCGGUGCGAGGGCUGUAUACUAUCGGUGCGAGGGCUGUAUACUAUCGGUGCGAGGGCUGUAUACUAUCGGUGCGAGGGCUGUAUUCUACCGGUGCGAGGGCUGUAUACUAUCGGUGCGAGGGCUGCAUACUACCGGUGCGAGGGCUGUAUACUAUCGGCGCGAGGGCUGUAUACUAUCUGCGCGAGGGCUGUAUACUAUCUGCGCGAGGGCUGUAUUCUAUCGGCGCGAGGGCUGUAUACUAUCGGCGCGAGGGCUGUAUACUAUCGGCGCGAGGGCUGUAUACUAUCGGUGCGAGGGCUGUAUACUAUCGGUGCGAGGGCUGUAUACUAUCGGUGCGAGGGCUGUAUACUAUCGGUGCGAGGGCUGUAUACUAUCGGUGCGAGGGCUGUAUUCUAUCGGCGCGAGGGCUGUAUACUAUGAGGGCUGUAUACUACCGGCGUGAGGGCUGUAUCCUAUCGGUGCGAGGGCUGUAUCCUAUCGGUGCGAGGGCUGCGUCCUAUCGGUGCGAGGGCUGCGUCCUAUCGGUGCGAGGGCUGCAUUCUAUCGGUGCGA